UUCCAGUGGGGAAGGGCUGGGGCUCCGCUCAGCCGGAGAGGAAAGAACUGCACUCAGCGCUCGCCACCACCCAGCCUCUCCUCGAGUCCCUCCACUCUUCUCCCAGAGCAACCGGGGCGAGAGGUGGUCCUGAGCCCGAGUGUGGAAAGAGCGAAUCUUUCUGGCUUUUCUCCUGUCUGGCUUCUUCCCCCCCUUCUGCUUCCUACUUCUGUGCCAGCGAGCGUGUGAGCCAUGCAGCGAGGAGCCUGGACUCUGCAGUGCACUGCUUUCGCUCUCUUUUGCGCUUGGUGUGCAUUGGACAGUGUAAAAGCGAAGAGGCAGUUUGUGAACGAAUGGGCAGCGGAGAUCCCCGGGGGACCAGAGGCAGCCUCGGCCAUAGCCGAAGAGCUGGGCUAUGACCUUUUGGGUCAGAUUGGAUCACUCGAAAAUCAUUACUUAUUCAGACAUAAAAACCAUCCCCGGAGGUCUCGAAGGAGUGCCCUUCAUAUCACUAAGAGAUUAUCUGAUGAUGAUCGUGUUAUAUGGGCUGAACAACAGUAUGGAAAGGAGAGAAGUAAACGUUCAGUUCUGAGAGACUCAGCAGUAAAUCUCUUCAAUGAUCCGAUGUGGAAGCAGCAGUGGUACUUGCAAGAUACUAGGAUGACUGCAUCCCUGCCCAAGCUGGAUCUCCAUGUGAUACCUGUUUGGCAAAAAGGCAUCACUGGCAAAGGAGUUGUUAUCACUGUACUGGAUGAUGGCUUGGAGUGGAAUCACACAGACAUCUAUGCCAAUUAUGAUCCAGAGGCUAGCUAUGAUUUUAAUGAUAAUGACCAUGAUCCAUUUCCCCGAUAUGAUCCCACAAAUGAGAACAAACACGGGACCAGAUGCGCAGGAGAAAUUGCCAUGCAAGCAAAUAAUUACAAGUGUGGGGUCGGAGUUGCAUAUGAUGCCAAAGUUGGAGGCAUAAGAAUGUUGGAUGGCAUCGUGACCGAUGCUAUUGAAGCCAGUUCAAUUGGAUUCAAUCCUGGGCAUGUGGACAUUUACAGUGCGAGCUGGGGCCCGAACGACGAUGGGAAAACUGUGGAGGGGCCUGGUCGACUAGCCCAGAAGGCAUUUGAAUAUGGUGUUAAACAGGGGAGACAAGGAAAGGGCUCCAUCUUCGUCUGGGCAUCUGGAAACGGGGGGCGUCAGGGAGAUAACUGUGACUGCGAUGGGUACACAGACAGCAUCUACACCAUCUCCAUCAGCAGUGCCUCGCAGCAGGGCCUGUCCCCCUGGUAUGCAGAGAAGUGCUCCUCCACGCUGGCCACCUCGUACAGCAGCGGGGAUUACACUGACCAGCGAAUCACGAGUGCUGACCUGCACAAUGACUGUACGGGGACCCACACGGGCACCUCGGCCUCGGCACCCCUGGCUGCUGGCAUCUUCGCUCUGGCCCUGGAAGCAAAUCCAAAUCUAACCUGGCGAGAUAUGCAGCACUUGGUUGUCUGGACCUCUGAGUAUGACCCACUGGCCAAUAACCCUGGAUGGAAAAAGAAUGGCGCAGGCUUGAUGGUGAACAGUCGGUUUGGAUUCGGGCUGCUAAAUGCCAAAGCUCUGGUGGACUUAGCUGAUCCGAGAACCUGGAACAGUGUGCCUGAGAAAAAAGAGUGUGUGAUAAAGGACAAUGACUUUGAGCCCAGAGCCCUGAAAGCUAAUGGAGAAGUUAUCAUUGAAAUUCCAACAAGAGCUUGUGAGGGACAGGAAAAUGCUAUCAAGUCCCUGGAACAUGUACAAUUUGAAGCAACAAUUGAAUAUUCCCGAAGAGGAGACCUUCAUGUCACACUCACUUCUGCUCUUGGAACCAACACUGUUCUGUUGGCUGAAAGAGAGCGGGAUACAUCUCCUAAUGGCUUUAAAAAUUGGGACUUCAUGUCUGUUCACACAUGGGGAGAGAACCCAGUAGGCACCUGGACUUUGCGAAUUACAGACAUGUCUGGAAGAAUGCAAAAUGAAGGGAGAAUUGUGAACUGGAAGCUGAUUUUGCACGGGACCUCCUCUCAGCCAGAACACAUGAAACAGCCCCGCGUGUACACGUCCUACAACACCGUGCAGAAUGACAGAAGAGGGGUGGAGAAGGUGGUGGACUCAGGGGAGGAGCAGCCCACAGAAGAGAACCUGAAUGAGAAGCCACUGACUACAAAAAGCCUCAGCAGCAGCAGUGGGAGAGACAGAAAGGAGGAGCAGGUGGAGGGAGCUGCAUCCGAGGCCAUGCUGCGACUCCUACAAAGCGCCUUCAGAAGAAACUCACCACCAAAGCAAUCACCAAAGAAGUCUCCAAGUGCAAAGCCCAACAUCCCUUACGAAAAUUUCUACGAAGCCCUGGAAAAGCUGAACAAACCUUCCCACCUUAAAGACACUGAGGACAGUCUGUAUAACGACUAUGCCGAUGUUUUCUAUAACACCAAACCUUACAAGCACAGAGAUGACCGGCUGCUGCAAGCUCUGGUGGACAUUCUGAGGGAGGAGAACUAAAGAAGUCUGUGAUCCUGAGUUGGAAAUAUUCAUGCUCCUUCCUUACCCAUAGAUUUUGCCUGUGUCUGAAGUGGGUGUUUUUGCCAUUGAUUCUUAUGCUUAUAAUAUCUUUUAUUAUACUUUUUCUUUUUCUCCCCAAAAUGGAUAUUUGAAAGAGAUGAGCUCCAACAGUAAAUCCAACUUCCUGAAUGGAUCAUGGAUCUUUUCAAGCACCUCUUCCUGCCUACACAAGUAAUGCGUUUGUUUUUUCCAGAGCCACAGUUCACACGUGGUCCUCAAGCCACAUUAGAAUGCCUCCCUGAGCCCUUUCAUUUCAUUUCUCAAAAGAAAAGUUAUAACCUGGGGCAAUAGAUAAAUUUGGAAAGUAAUCUGCAAAGAAUGAGAGGAAGGAAAUCUGUUCUGAUAGCUUGUCUCCUGUCUUUGCUCUGUGGUUCUUGGAAUUUUGAUGCCAAAGACAGCUUUGGAAAGUCUCGAAUGAAAGUGUUCAUAAUUAGACCCCUACCCCAUCUUUUCUAUUCCAAAGUACUACUUAUUUAGGGAGUAGUACUUAGAUCCAUAAACAGACCUCAGAAUCUGUGUGAUCUGGUUUGGGCUGUGUUAGAACAUUCCUUGCUUGGUGUGCCACGUAAGAGGCCUCUGUUGAUCCAACGGUGACUGAGACACAUGCUGUGUGUUCUGGUCUUCCUCCAUUUCCUCCUCCCUUGUCUUAGCCACAAACUGCAUACUGAGAGAACUAAUUUAUGCUACUUUCUUAGAAUAAACUUACACUUGGCACUCAGCAAGUUCCUAGUCAUAAUUUUUAUUAUUAAUAAUAACAGAAAACCACUCAUAACAUGGAGAACCAAUAUAAUAACAGGGGAGAGCCAAUGGGAGGUUUUGUUUGUUUUGAAAAUUGUAUUCAUUAGAAUAGGUUUUUCUGGAUCCCUGAAACUGAGUAUUCAUUCCUUGACACUAAAGGCUCUUCCGUAAUGGUAUAGCUGAUAGUAUCCAAAUUCUCAUCAAAUGGCUUCCAAGUUUCAACUCAGAGGACACGAGGUGGCAGCCCACAGGCCACAUUUGUCCUUCAGGUAGGUUUUUUUUUUGACAUGUAAAAUGUUUUUUUAAAUGUGAGUGAUUAUUGAAAAUAUGAGAUUUUACAUAAAACCUGAUACUCAGACCCAUCUUCCAUCAUGGCCAAGUUGCCUGGAGCUAUGUAGCUAAACUUGAGUGGCAGGUCCCCAAGGCUCUCUGCUUCAUGCUACCUAUGGCAGCCACCUUACUGAUGAGCACUCAAUAGGCCUUUCAUUUGGCCCCACUCUUGAACUAAAUGAACAUUUUCAAAGUGUAAAUGCACUAGGAAAAAAUAUCUUCAACUUCUUUCAGGCAGGAUCUGUAUAAUAAUAAUUAUGAGAAUUUUCCAUGACUUAAUUAAAUUAUUGGCCCCCAAAUGGUAUUUUAGACUCCUGCAAGUACCUCUGAUAUCUAAUCUGACAUGUUCAUUUAACCUCACCUCCCCUGGAUGCCCAUUUACACUAAUUCAUUAACUGCCAACUGCUUAGCUUCUCAUUCUCUCUGUGCUCACAAAGGCUCUAGUCACCUACAAUGGCAUUCUCCCAGUGGGCUGGCUGUUUGCUGUUCUUCCACGAAGUUUGAACUUUAUCAGGCUACACAUGAACUAGACCAAGAAGAGAACACUAGAGUCUGUCAAGUGCUUUGGUUUGAAGUAUGGUUUGUAACACAAAAUUUCACCCCCUAUUCCACCAUAUGAAAUUGUGCAGAAUAAGGUUAUCUCCAGAGCAAUACCCAUGAAGCUUUAAGGAUGUUCUCCUAAAAGAAUUACAGUAUCAGUAUGUUCUUGGAAGUUUCACAUGCUCUUCGAUAUGGACUGUUAGAUAGAAUUUUUAAAAUUUCAGCCCAUCAAAAAGUACUAAAACUGAAAAGGACCAGGAGUUAUGAGAUACAUUUUCAACUAAAAACAACAACAAAGCUAAGGCCUAGAGGGGACAAUAAACAGUCAUAAAGGAAAGCUCAUCCUUUCCCCAUUCCUAGCCUACUGCUAGUUGUCUGAAGCAUUCUUUUUUAUCCUUCUAACAGAAUCUUUUCCUGAUUAAACCCCCAACCAGCUCAUUGAAUUGCAGCCAAGGUUCACUUUAGAGAAGCUUUGAUAUUUAAAUAAAGUCAUGUUUGAAUGUUUCCAACCUGGAGUAUAUUGUUCAGACAAAAAAUAUUUUUGUCAGUCUUUCUUAGUGCCUGUGUGAAUUUUUGUGAAAAUGUAAGAGAAGAAACAUAUACUAUUUCCCUCAAAAAUUUAAAUUAUAUUUUCUUUACAGGUAUUUAUAAUGUAGCAAUGCUUUUAUCAAACAGAAUUUUAAAAGGCAUAAUAAAUUAUAUUAAAGAACAAAAAUUUUCCUGAGAAUAAGAAAGUUUCGUCCAAUAAAAUAUUUUUGAAAGGCAUGUUCCUCUGUUAGUAAAAA
This is a messenger RNA of Myotis brandtii (Brandt's bat), 4946 nucleotides long. RefSeq names its product proprotein convertase subtilisin/kexin type 1 (gene PCSK1). The coding region runs from base 232 to 2493 and encodes 753 amino acids. Gene Ontology annotation, biological process: protein processing. The transcript has 14 exons. Gene Ontology annotation, molecular function: serine-type endopeptidase activity. The record is from RefSeq and is a predicted model, not a curated record. Gene Ontology annotation, cellular component: trans-Golgi network; Golgi membrane. NCBI's taxonomy places the organism in Eukaryota, Metazoa, Chordata, Mammalia, Chiroptera, Vespertilionidae.